Lathyrus oleraceus (garden pea) is the source of this 1694-nucleotide messenger RNA. The record is from RefSeq and is a predicted model, not a curated record. NCBI's taxonomy places the organism in Eukaryota, Viridiplantae, Streptophyta, Magnoliopsida, Fabales, Fabaceae.
AGAAAAAAAAAAUGAGUGAGUGAGAGUGAGAUAUCAUGAUGAUUGAAGUUACUACAAACACAAAACCAAAGCAUGAAUUACAGCCAUUCAUUGAAUGAUAUUGCUAUCCAAAAUCUAAUCCUUACUUGUUUGGGCUCAUGAGUCACAACCACACAUCCACGUUGCCACAUCUUAUUUCCUUACUAUACUUCAUACUACAUAAUAAUACUAACAUUUAACUAAGACUUUGCUUCUCUGCAAAACUUCAAUACUACAAACUUCACCUUCAAAAUACUCAGUGUUCCUUGUUGGCUCAAUCAUGGCUUCGGCUACUUUCUCUGUAGCCAAACCAGCUAUUAAGGCAAAUGGGAAAGGCUUCUCUGAAUUCUCUGGUCUCCGCAACUCUUCAAGACAUCUUCCCUUUUCUAGAAAAUCUUCAGAUGAUUUUCAUUCUCUUGUUACCUUCCAGACCAAUGCAGUUGGAAGUAGUGGAGGACACAAGAAAAGUCUUGUAGUGGAAGCAAAACAACUGAAGGUAGCCAUAAAUGGAUUUGGAAGAAUUGGAAGGAACUUCUUGAGAUGUUGGCAUGGUCGCAAGGACUCGCCUCUUGAUGUCAUUGCCAUCAAUGACACCGGAGGUGUAAAGCAAGCUUCUCACCUUCUCAAGUAUGAUUCCACACUUGGAAUCUUUGAUGCUGAUGUUAAGCCUGUUGGUACUGAUGGCAUCUCAGUUGAUGGAAAGGUUAUCAAAGUUGUCUCGGACCGCAACCCUGCCAACCUUCCUUGGAAGGAGUUGGGGAUAGACUUGGUGAUUGAAGGAACUGGAGUGUUUGUGGACAGAGAAGGUGCAGGGAGGCACAUUACAGCAGGGGCUAAGAAGGUUCUCAUCACUGCCCCCGGAAAAGGAGACAUCCCUACUUAUGUGGUUGGUGUCAAUGCUGAUGCUUACACCCACGCCGACGACAUUAUCAGCAAUGCUUCUUGCACCACUAACUGCCUUGCUCCCUUUGUCAAGGUCCUUGAUCAGAAAUUCGGUAUUAUCAAGGGUACCAUGACUACCACUCACUCCUACACCGGUGACCAACGGCUUCUUGACGCGAGCCACCGUGACCUAAGGCGUGCGAGAGCAGCAGCCCUCAACAUAGUCCCAACAUCAACAGGAGCAGCUAAAGCAGUGGCCCUUGUCCUCCCAACACUCAAAGGCAAGCUCAACGGUAUUGCGCUUCGUGUGCCAACACCAAACGUUUCGGUGGUGGACCUCGUCGUUCAAGUCUCAAAGAAGACAUUUGCUGAAGAAGUGAAUGAGGCUUUUAGAGAGAGUGCAGCCAAGGAGCUGACUGGUAUUCUCUCGGUCUGUGACGAGCCACUCGUGUCUGUAGAUUUUAGGUGCACCGAUGUGUCGUCUACCGUUGAUUCGUCAUUGACAAUGGUCAUGGGCGAUGACUUGGUUAAGGUGAUUGCUUGGUAUGAUAAUGAGUGGGGUUACUCACAAAGGGUUGUUGAUUUGGCUGACAUUGUUGCCAAUAACUGGAAGUAAGAGCCAAAUAAGGUUUGUUAAUUAUAUCUAUAUCUAUAUAUAUAUGUACGUACCAUGUGCCAUUGUAAUUUUGUACACUUCUUGCUUAUUUUUUUCUUUCUAAACUUGUAUUGAGAAACAGAACCAUCAAUUUUCUCUAGCUCCUCAUUGUGCAAUAAAUUGUUUUACCUUGCUGAAA